AUAUUUUGGAGUACGAUUUGACACUAGUGGUGAUCAGGCGCACCUGUGGAUCUCUAACAGCCCUGGUACUAUGGCAUGUAUUGGACCCCCGCACCUUCUCGCUCUUCUCCCAUAUUCAUUUUCUUUUUUUCAUCUGUUCUCUUUGACGAAGAUAUCAAGUUUUAGAAGCAGCGCAGAGGGCUCAACCAUAGGAGAGAUCAGACUCGUGUCUCAACGGUGAGCAGUGACCAAGGGAAGAUGGCGAUACUCAGGCAAAGGACUUGGGUGCGUGCAAAUCGGAUCAACCUGCGUGCAAAUCGGAUCGUCACCACAACCGACUGGAGGAUUGACUUGUCACCGGACAGCAGAAAUAAGAUCGUUAACAAGAUAAUGUAUACUCUCCAAAAACAUAUGCCAUUUAUAGGUCCCGACAGCAUGAAUGAAUGUAAAAAGAUUGCUUUGCGAUUUGAAGAGAAGAUGUAUGCAGCUGCUGUGGAUCAGCAAGAGUAUCUGCGCAAAAUAGCUCUCAAGAUGCUAUCACUUAGAAAUUAUGUUUCGCGAGAUGGAAAUUCUUCUAGAUUUAAUCCAGCAAGAGCUCAAGCAAAGGCUAUUCGUGUCUCAAUAGUGAGCAGUGACCAAGGGAAGAUGGCGAGACACAGGGGAAGGACAUCACGUACAAGUCGGAUCGUCACCACAACCAACUGGAGGAAUGAGUUGUCGCAGGACACCAGAAAUAAGAUCCUUAAUAAGAUAAUGUAUACUCUCCAAAAACAUAUGCCAUUUAUAGGUCCCGAUGACAUGAAUGAAUGUAAAAAGAUUGCUUUGCGAUUUGAAGAGAAGAUCUAUGCAGCUGCUGUGGAUCAGCAAGACUAUCUGCGCAAAAUAUCUCUCAAGAUGCUAUCAUUAAAAAACAAUGUUUCUCGAGAUGGAAAUUCUUUGGCAGGUGGUUCUACUAGUGGCAACCAGAAGCCUCUAGAUCCUGCUAGAGUAAGUGGCAAUGGCAUUUCACUGCCUCGACAGCCCCAACCUCAAGAAGCAUCACUACCACAAAAGCAGAGACUUGUCUGUCAGCUCCAACAUCAGCCCCAGCAGUUUCAACAACCACAGUUGAACUCAAUACAGCAAGAGCUUCAGCAAAGGCUUGACAUGGCUGUUGGCUUAUUGCAACAGCAGCAUCAACUGAGCUCUAUUGAACAGCAGAAGCAGUUACUGCAAGACCAAACCCAGAGGCUGUCAGAUGUCCUUAAAAUAUCAGUGGAGUCAUCAGGUCAAACUGGACAAUCAAAUGGGCAGGAGAAGAUCUAUCAGAAGCUGCAAAGGCUGAAGGAUAUGUAUUUUCCUGACCUAACAGAAUUACUCCGGAGGCUUACUAUAAAAUCUAGUCAGCCUGUGGCAGCCGAUCAGCUUGAAAAGUUAAAGCUAUAUAGAACCAAAGUUCUUCGUAUGAUGCAAUAUUGUCAAGUUCCAAAGAUCAAUAUUCCACCUGGCUUCGCAGAAGACAAGAUCGAUGCUGUUGAGAAGCAAAUUCAAAGUGUUCUAAGCUCAUUUAUGCUAGGAAAUCCCGCCCCGCAACACGAACAGGGACAUGAGCAUUUCCCGCCUCAGUCCAUUAACCAUUUGCAUUCUAUGCAGCCAGAAUCACAAUCUCUAAUACCUCAGUUGCAACAGAUGAACUUACAGGAUUCUGCAACAUUAGUGCAACCAAACACUGUUCAGCAUAGUUCCAUGCCACGGUUGCAGCAAUCUGGUGUGCAAACAACACUCCCAACUAGUCGAACUGCAAUGCAACCUUGGCCUGGUCUAAAUUCAACACAAGGAAGUGGUGUACGUGUCCUGCAGCAGACUUAUUUCGAACAGGGUAGUAAUAAUAAUAUUAAUGGUCUUUAGCAGACUGGAAACAAUCCUUUACAACAAAAUGAUAUAGCUUUGCAAUUGAAUUAAGUAUGAGUUUACUGGGAUUUAUAAACCUGACUAGAAGAGUUACUUAGAAUAUAAAAGAUAAGUGAUAAUGUUUUUUUUAAAAUAUUUUUUGUUUAAAUAAUUUUGAUAAUAUAAUGUGUUGCCAUUAAGAAUA
Cryptomeria japonica (Japanese cedar) is the source of this 2053-nucleotide messenger RNA. Its product is annotated as mediator of RNA polymerase II transcription subunit 15a. The transcript has 10 exons. Gene Ontology annotation, molecular function: transcription coactivator activity; chromatin DNA binding. The coding region runs from base 238 to 1866 and encodes 542 amino acids. Gene Ontology annotation, biological process: regulation of DNA-templated transcription. Lineage: Eukaryota; Viridiplantae; Streptophyta; Pinopsida; Cupressales; Cupressaceae. The record is from RefSeq and is a predicted model, not a curated record.